This is a messenger RNA of Naegleria lovaniensis, 285 nucleotides long. RefSeq lists its product as uncharacterized. Lineage: Eukaryota; Heterolobosea; Eutetramitea; Acrasida; Naegleriidae. The transcript has a single exon. Bases 1 to 285 code for a protein of 94 amino acids. The record is from RefSeq and is a predicted model, not a curated record.
AUGUCGCCAGCAUGGAAAGUGUUUCAUUUCUUCUGCGCUAUCAUGUCGUUCAUCAUUUCCUUUACUUUGCCCUUCAUGAUUGUUGUAUGGGAAAUGUUCGUGACCUCCUUCUAUAACAAUCAUGCGAAUAAUAAAGAUAUCACCGUGUGCAGUAUAUGGGGAAAGAAUUCCACUCGAUGGACCAUUGCCAUUUUCAUUUUGACACUUUGUGGAUAUUUGCCAGGAGUGAUUGCUGCAUUGAUUUAUGCAUUUGUAGCUGAACAUGUUUCAUGGAUUCCUCAAUAA